Aspergillus saccharolyticus JOP 1030-1 is the source of this 591-nucleotide messenger RNA. RefSeq lists its product as uncharacterized. The transcript has 3 exons. Bases 1 to 591 code for a protein of 196 amino acids. NCBI's taxonomy places the organism in Eukaryota, Fungi, Ascomycota, Eurotiomycetes, Eurotiales, Aspergillaceae. The record is from RefSeq and is a predicted model, not a curated record.
AUGGAGCGUCUGGGCUGGUCAGAGGACGCGUUCAGGGAGAUUGACAUUCCGCUGCAGGGCGACUCGCUGCCGAUAAUCUACGGGACGGUUUCAGCGGCGUGGUUGCACCCGAUACUCAGCAGCGCCCAGGGACCGGUCAUCGGGUAUGGAGUGCAUUCUACGUGCUACGGGUAUCUCUCUAAGUAUUCGUGGUGUCACCGGCCGCUUCCCGACUUGUUGCAUGAGGUCGCGGAGCACAUCUGGGUGACGGUCUGCCAUCGUGUGAUGGGCAUCUUGCACGAGCUGCACGCAAGAGGGGUUCGGACAGAGCUGCUCGGGUUGGAUGAUUUCUGCGUGCGUUAUGACCCGUGCGGGAAUACAAGUGGCGGCGAUGCGAGAGGUAGCCUCAGUGUGGCUCUUUGCGACGUUGACUCCUGUGUUGUGCGCAAGCCCAACCAGAGUAAUGGCGAUUGGAGAAAUCUUAUCGCCUCGAGUAACGAGGAGGACUGGCUUGCAGAUCAGCUGGAGAAGCUCAGCGGCGCGAAAUCAGCCGCCGAGGAGGAUGGCCAGCAAUUCUGUGGCCAUCAAUUGAACACGACUGAAUUGGGCUGA